This is a messenger RNA of Olea europaea var. sylvestris, 1743 nucleotides long. RefSeq names its product transcription factor SRM1-like. Lineage: Eukaryota; Viridiplantae; Streptophyta; Magnoliopsida; Lamiales; Oleaceae. The record is from RefSeq and is a predicted model, not a curated record. Bases 488 to 1363 code for a protein of 291 amino acids. Gene Ontology annotation, molecular function: DNA binding. The transcript has 3 exons.
UUUGUAGGGAUCGUUGAUGGCAAUUUGAGUACUGUUUUAUUCCAAUUCAGAAUCCAGGUUCUUCUUUUUUGUUUGGUACUAUGGUGACCUCUUUUACCAUUCUAUUGAAUUCACCGUCACCAAUUAAAAUUCUCCAUCUUUCCAUCUUUGUUUCUCAAUGGCAUCUGUUGCAUCCUAUUUUCAGGGGGCGGGACCGAUGGGCUGGGUUAUUGGUUCCAGAUAUUUCUCAUACUCCAACUGAACUUGUUGCCUUUUCUCUUCAUCUGAUGGUUCAAAAUUUUGCUCAAAAGUACAAUUCUUGAAUUGUGAGGCGAAUCGCCAUUGAAUUAUUCAGCAUCCCAUUUGCUUGCAGUUCAUAGUAAUAAUAUUUAUUGUAGCUGGGCUGUAGUGAAGUUCACUGUUCACUUCACUAUUUUUUGAUCUUUUUUAUCCAACUUUUUCUGGGAUUUUAAAGCAUUGAUCAGAAUUCCNUAAUAAACAAGUUUAGAUGGCGACUGAUGAAUCAAGGAGCUCUAUGUGGAGUAGAGAACAAGAUAGGCAAUUUGAGAAAGCGCUGGCAACGUACCCCGAAGAUUGUUCAGAAAGAUGGGAGAAAAUUGCUGCCGACGUUCCUGGAAAAUCCCUGGAAGAGGUUAAACAUCACUAUGAGCUUUUAGUUGAUGAUGUCGACCGGAUUGAGUCGGGCUGUGUACCUCUGCCUAGUUAUAAUUCUUCAGAUGGUUCCACAAACCAUGCGGGUGAUGAAGGAACUAGUAAGAAAGGUGCCAGUUUUUGGCACUUAAAUAGCGAUUCCAAUCAUGGAGGCAAGGCUUUCAGGUCUGAUCACGAGCGCCGCAAAGGGAUUGCUUGGACAGAGGAAGAACACAGGUUGUUUCUUCUUGGUUUGGAUAAAUAUGGAAAAGGCGAUUGGCGAAGCAUUUCCAGGAACUUUGUGGUGACCAGAAAUCCUACACAAGUGGCUAGCCAUGCCCAAAAAUACUUCAUUCGUCUGAACUCCAUGAACAAAGAUAGAAGGCGGUCGAGCAUUCAUGACAUCACUAGUGUCAGCAGUGGAGAAGUUUCAGUGCCACAAGGUCCGUUCACUGAUCAAACAAAUGCUUCUGCCGUGGGAAGUUCAUCUGUGAAAUCAAAGAAACAACCUCCUCAAGUCCCAGCUACAGCUCCUGGAGUUGGGAUGUAUGGAGAACCAACUAUAGGCCACCCAAUAGGAGGACCACUUGUUUCUGCAGUCGGCAUGCCAGUGAAUGUUCCACCAUCGACUCACAUGGCAUAUGGUGUCCAAGCUCCAAUUCCAGGACCCAAACGCCAGACGAAAAUGGGUCCCAUGACUUACCCAAUGCCGCAUACAUCUGCGAAUAGGUGAUGCUAGUAUACAUGCAGAAGUAUCGAACCUAGCUAUUUGUCAGACAGGCUUUUCAGGUUCAUCUAAACUUGAGAAGGAAUAAUAUUUUUCAUUUUUCUUAUCAAGUCUAAAUAAGCCUUAGGGGAAACGGUAUUCAUUUGUAUAGAUAAUUGUCGAGAUUUGGCAGCUUUCGGUUCAGGAGAGCAUUAUGGCUUUAUUUAGUUGAUAGCAAGUUUUACGAGUGUUACAAGUUCAUCUCAUUCAGGAUCAAGUAAUGUUCUUUAUGGUGAAUAUUAUGAACACUUGUUCUCUCCUGACGAUUUUUGGUAGAAUGUAUAUCCAAGGAAACACUCGACCAAUCUUGCAGUGAAAUGCAGAUAAAUUAUCAUAUUUGCUUAUAA